Messenger RNA from Bacidia gigantensis, 933 nucleotides. RefSeq lists its product as uncharacterized. Gene Ontology annotation, cellular component: endoplasmic reticulum membrane. The record is from RefSeq and is a predicted model, not a curated record. Gene Ontology annotation, biological process: lipid storage; phospholipid biosynthetic process; lipid droplet organization. The coding region runs from base 1 to 933 and encodes 310 amino acids. NCBI's taxonomy places the organism in Eukaryota, Fungi, Ascomycota, Lecanoromycetes, Lecanorales, Ramalinaceae. The transcript has 2 exons.
AUGGCCCCCAAGCGCCGCAACGGCACCGCAGCCAUCAACAAAGACACGCCCUCCUCCUCAGUCAAUACUCCCACCUCCGCUAGCAUCACGAAUCCCCUCCGCCCCACGCCCCUCGAAACUCUGCUCCUAGCAAUCUACCCCGCCCUCCUCCUUCUCGGCGCCGCCUUCUCCCUCUUCGACCCGUCCGCGCGCACAGCGCCCUACAACAACCUCACGCAAUCCCACCCGCCUGACCUUGCACCCUCCUACUUCGCUCUAAAACGCAACUUCCUGAACUCUUACUUCGUCAAGAUUCACUGGUUCUGGGUGUCUCUAGCUUACAUCGUGUUCUUGUUCACGAGCAGAGCCAGUGGGCCCCCAGGAGGCUUGGUGGUGACGCCAAAACGAUUGAGGGGCGCGGUAAGAUAUGCGCUGGUGACUGCGUGGUGGCUGGGUGUGACACAGUGGUUUUUUGGACCGGCGCUGGUGGAUCGUGGGUUCAGGGUUAGUGGGGGCGCGUGCGAGAUUGCGAGACGAUUGGAGGGGAAAGGGGGCGUGGGGGAGGUGUUUAGUAAAGAGGCUUGUCGCGCGGUGGGGGGCGUGUGGAGGGGUGGGCAUGAUAUUUCUGGGCAUGUUUUCAUUUUGACGAUGGGGAGUGCUUUCUUGGCCAUGGAGAUGCUGCCGGUUGUGCUGGGGUGGAAGGGGUUGAGGGAUGAGAGAGUUGCGAGGGGACAGAGGGGGGAGGUGGGGAGGGUGGAUCGCGGUAGUAGUGGGGGGGAUGUGGGGGAGGAAGGGGAGCAGGAGACCGCGGUGGAAAGAGUAGGAGCCUGGUUGAUGAUGGGUGUGGUGGGGUUGAGUUGGUAUAUGCUGUUGAUGACGGCGAUUUAUUUUCAUACGUGGUUUGAGAAGCACUCUUUACCAUCUUCUUUCUACCUCGAGCCAUUCCGGCAAUGA